AUGUCUUCACAAGAGACCCAGUCCAACGGGCCCGGCGCCCCUUCGUUUUCCGCCCGUCUACAAGCAGCAGCCGCCCUGACAACCAUUCUCUCGCUCCACAAAAUCCCACAUUCCUUCAUUGGCGGCUUUGCGUUCAACUUGCUCGGCACCUCCCGCUCCACCCUCGACAUCGAUCUGAUCAUCGAGGACUCUGCCUUCUCUCCCGACCCUCCCAGUGCAAACACUCCGAAACCGCCCAAAUCCCCCGAGCCCAUCCAUCUCAUCCGACAACUGCUCGUCGACUCGGAUGAAAGAUUCAGUUUGGUCGGGGGCGGCCUCAUCCCGAAACUCGUCUUCACGGCACAAACGGAGGCGAAGAAGAGCCCGGUCCCCGUCCCCGUCGAAACGCUUCGCGCCGACUCCCUCGGUUUGCCUCGACAUCUCCGUCAAGAUAUGACUGUAUGCGGAAUCUCCGUCCUUCCUCCUCGGUUUCUCCUCCUCACCAAAAUCAAACGCCGCACCAAAUUUUUGGGGAGCGACUGGCCCAAGUCGGUCGAGCGGUUCAAGUCCGACGAAGGGGACAUCAAAUAUUUAUUGAAGUGGCUGGCCAACGAGAACGAGAAGGUGGAUUUUAAGGGGUAUUAUCAUGGUAGUACAGGAGCCAAAGUCUAUGACGAUGAGUCCACGAAAGCUGUGGACAACUUGGUCCAAAAGGUUGGAGAGUUGGUUCGGAUUUGGAGGGGGAAGGGGGAGGACGAGCUGGAGACGCUGGAGGACUUGGAGAAAGUACUGGAGGAGGAGGACUGGAAGAGGGGUUUGGAGCUAAGCGAUAGCCACUACUAG
This is a messenger RNA of Sordaria macrospora k-hell, 822 nucleotides long. RefSeq lists its product as uncharacterized. The record is from RefSeq and is a predicted model, not a curated record. NCBI's taxonomy places the organism in Eukaryota, Fungi, Ascomycota, Sordariomycetes, Sordariales, Sordariaceae.